GGUCCACGUUACUCGCGCGGUGUUUAACACGAGAGCUUUGUAUGUGUGUGUAUGAGUUAUCACCGUCAUGACACCAUUUGGCCUCAAUUAUUAAGACGGAGAUAGUGUUGACAUAUCCGCAACAGCCGCCCACCGGGGAGCGAGGAUAUAAAACACCAUGGAUCCCCCUCGCAAGUGAAUGGUGUUCGUGCUACAGCCACAACUCAAACACAUCACACACACAGGCAAAGAGACCUCCCACCUAAACAAUGGACCCCACCACUUACAAGACCAUCACCACCCAGCGUGGCUACAGCUACAGCUACUACGUCUCUGCCACCAAGGGCCAGAAGGAGACUCUUCUGUUGCUCCAUGGCUUCCCGGAGUACGCUGACAUGUGGGCUGACCAGGUCGCCGCCUUUGAAGCUGCUGGCUACACCUGCAUCGCCCCCGAUCUGCUCGGCUACGGCGCUACCUCCAAGCCCGUUGAUGGCGAGGCCUACAACAGCGAAGGUCUUGCUCAGGAUGUCGCUGAUAUCCUUGAUGCCGAGGGCUCCCCCAAGGUUAUUGUCAUUGGCCAUGACUGGGGCAGCUACCUCGCUGGUCGUUUCGCUAACUGGCAGGCUGCCCGUGCUACUGGCCUCGUCGUUACCAGUGUUGCAUACCGCCCUGCCUCUGAGCUUCAGCUUGAUGCUGCCAACGCCCAGAUGAAGUCGGUGCUCGGCUACGAGCCCUUUGGCUACUGGGGCUGGAUUGCUGCUCCUGGCUCUGCCGCUGUCCUGGAAGAGCACAUUGAUUCCCUCUUCUCCUUGCUCUUUGCCAAGGAUGCUGAAAUCUGGAAGACCGACUUUACCCCCGCCGGCAAGCUUCAAGAGUGGCUCGCCCAGGACAGACACGUCGAGGAAGCCGAAUUCAUCACACCCGAAAUCAGAGCAGAGCUACUGCGCAAGUGGAAGGAGGAUGGCUUCGACGGUAAGCUCGGCUGGUACCGCGCUAUGACAGAAAACACACACUGGAACCACGAGAAGAACAUCGAUGCCGCCCGAUUCAAGCUUUCCAUUCCUGUUCUGUUCAUCGGUGGAUCCCGUGAUGCCCCUGCUCCUGCUGCUCUUGGCGACCUUGUCACAAAGCCGCUUUGCGAGAACUACACGGGCAAGGUGAUUGACAGUGGCCACUGGAUGCUUCGCGAGAAGCCUGCAGAGUGGCUUGCCACUGUCCAGGACUGGCUCAAGGAGACAUUUUAAGUUUCUAAAGAUAUAAAAUGAAUAAUUAGAAAAAUUUGACGCGUUUGCUUUUCGCUCAAAUGGUUCUGUCUCUCAAAAGAGUGCGAUGCGCCGCUGUCUGUGUUUUGGCUCCGCAACCUAAAGCGGCUUCCCACGGCUCCUAGCCCCUAUUGCCAAUCAGCAAUACUUGCAUGUAAGUUGGGAAUAACGGCUGUCGCUAUCCAAUAAGUGGGGUCUGCCGUUGUGAAGAGACUUUCUCGUUGGAUGGUUCUCGAAAUCUCACCAGCUGACGACAUGCGCCGGCUACACGGCA
[Torrubiella] hemipterigena is the source of this 1515-nucleotide messenger RNA. The record is from the annotation of a GenBank genome assembly. Lineage: Eukaryota; Fungi; Ascomycota; Sordariomycetes; Hypocreales; Clavicipitaceae.